GGGGUUAGGAGAUGUUGAAGCGGGGAAUGUUUGGACUUUCAGACGGAGGAAUACAGACAAACCAUUCAGGGUGCUCGUUUCUAUUUUAUUAUUGACUUCCAGCCAGUUGGUAUGGAGUUAAAUCCCAGCAGGACAGAACAGGGGGGAGGGGUGGGAAAGUCUAGAAGUCCGCAGCGAGUUUUUUUUUUUUCCCCUCUUCCAAGUCGCUUCUGCCUAAAGGCUGCGAGUGAAUGGGCUGGAGCUACAACGCCUGUCAGUUAGAGCACGUUUCAUUCUGCCGCAGAUGAUCUCUCCCCAGCAGUUCCUUAAAUAGAUUUCAGCACAGCUGUGUGGAAGACCAGCCGCGGCAGCUAGCAAUUGCGGGGCGGAUAACAGCCAUCAGAUGGAAUUUAUACCAGACCGGUGUGCGUGAUCUUCGCUUGAAAGCGGUGGCUUUCCUUUUCUUCCCCCCUUUCUCCAGAAACAUUAAACGUGUACGACUCCGAGACAAAUGCCGAUUUCAUGAACGGCACGCAGGCGGUUUGUAUUUGUUGAAUGCGGAGCUCGGGGAACUGUCCCGGGUGCUGAAAACCUUGUCCGUCUUGUUUCUGCGGCGUCUUCGACUUCGGACUGAAUGAACUGUGCUGCGGGUUUGAAUUUAGAAUAAGGCAAGACGAACACUGAAAAUAUGAAUGCGGCCAGCGUCUAAGUAAAUACACCUGUCUCCGAGUAAAUGGAAUUUCACAUUGUCCUGACAGAAUGUAAAAAUUCCUUGAAGGAUGGAGAAAUAUUUCCCGUCGGCGGUGUUGCUUGUCCUUUGCUGUCUCGGUGCCUCCUGGGUUGAUGCCGACAGCCUGAUGGCCCCCGUCAAUGUCACAAUCAAAGCACUGAAGGCCAAUUCCGCAGUGGUGACAUGGGACAUUCCAGAGGGAGACAUUGUCAUCGGCUUCGCCAUCUCCCAGCAGAAGAAGGAUGUGCGAAUGCUGAGGUUCAUUCAGGAGGUGAACACCACCACCCACUCCUGUGCUCUCUGGGACCUAGAAGAGGACACGGAAUAUAUUGUGCACGUCCAGUCCAUCAGCGUGAGUGGACCCAGCCCAGCCAGUGACCCCGUCCUCUUCAGAACGCCAAAAGAAGCAGAAAAACUGGCCUCCAAGAGCAAAGAUGACGUGACAAUGAAGGAAGUGGGCAAGCAGAGCACGCAGCUGAGAGCUGGGGAGCUCAUCAUCAUUGUGGUCGUCUUGGUCAUGUGGGCCGGAGUAAUAGCCUUGUUCUGCCGGCAGUAUGACAUCAUCAAGGACAACGAGCCGAACAACAACAAGGACAAAACCAAGAACUCGUCUGAGUGCAGCACUCCAGAGCAUCCCACGGGGGGUCUGUUACGCAGCAAGGCACUUUCAGGAUCAAAACAUAAUCCCAGUACCACACACAUCAGGCAAAGUUCCCUAAGAACAACAAGCCAUCGGUUAACAUCAUUGAAGCGUGACUGCUUGCUUUUCUACAUGCAAAAGACUUUCUAAAGAAGCAACCAAGGAGAGAGGCCUGCGAAUCACUGGGAAGAGCCCAGUGCUGGGAGUAGGGCCCAGUCAAAUCGCACCACCAGACUGGAGGAUGCUGAGAGAUACUCACAUCAAAAGACACAACACCAGCUUUGUACAUGAGGUGCUGGACAAUCAUCUCUCUGGAGGAGUCUGGCCUAAUUACCCAUGGCUGCCUUAUAGCAGAGGCACAGCAACAGUCAAGAGAUAAGACAGAUUUAUCAGCCUUCAAAAUACAAACAAUAAACCACCCUGUGCUCAACACCUCUAAAAAUACCCCCUCAGCUUUCUGCUCUUAUCAUUAAACAAGCAGAGCUCUACAUUCUUGAGCUGGAAUGCAGAAUUAAGCUUUGAGCUCUUACUUAUGUGUUUAACUCAAUGUUCAAGGACAGCAACUGAACAUCAGUCUGCCAUCUGUUUUUUAUUCUAGUCAUUUUUGGAAGCUUGGUGGAUAGUUAAAAAGGACUUUACAUCUCUUGAGAAUCUGCUCUCAAAGUGCUAACUCAAACCUCCCUUAUCCCCCUCCUUUACAACACAUGACUCAUUUUUUAAGAGACGUUAUUGACCAUGGCUAUCAGUUUUUGAUUUGCUACUUUACAACAAAUAAUUUUCUGCUUCAUUUUUUUACAUUGCGAAAACAUUUUCCAAGACCAUGUGAGAAAAUGUAAUUUACAUCUCAUCUUUUAGUUUCUUCAGCAUCCGAAACAAAAAAUAAAAAAAUAAAAAAAUAUCUUCAGUACAUAAGAGAUUGUAAUGAUAAGCACAUAAUUGUACAAUACAAGCUCUGACAAUGAAACACUGAUAUUAUUUUUUCUUACCAUUAUCCAAGAUGCCUCAAGAUCUGUGACAGUGAGUGACCUCUAUAUGAAGAGUCACUUUGAUCUUACUUUCACUAAUUCACAGAUCUAGUGUUGAAACUUAAAAGGUGCCUUCUUUAUCGGGCAUCUCUUUAAAACGUAACCUUUUUUUUUCAAACAGUCUUGACACUGUCGUGAAUAAGUGUAUGCCCUAGAAAAUCUUUAGCUAAAGUAAGAUUUUGACCAGGAUAACAUUAACACAGAAGGACUUCCUCACACGUGUUCAAAUAGGUCUCCAGCUGCAUCUGGCAUCUCAUUUCACAUCAUUGUAAAAAGGCUGCACAAGUCUUCAGCAGACAGCAAUAAACCCUGCAGUAAGCACCGAACAGUGGGAGCCCCAGGCUUCUCGUUCCAAGCAGAGUGUGGAAGACCCACCCAUUCAAGUCAUCCACUGGACUGAUCGUGGUACCAAUUAACUGGACAGAACUCCUCGAUUUUUUCAAACGACCUUAAAUAUCAUUGCCUUUGGUCUGCCCUUGUGCCAGCAACACAUCUAUCCCCCCACAAACCUCUGAAACGUUCAUUUUGGGCAGGUGGGGGGGAUUUUUAAAUUUCGUUGUAGCACAGGUGAGAUUUCAAUUACUCCGCAGGUGGGAUGGAAUGGUCCUACCUAGAGAGAAGGGCUUCUGUUAAAGAACUUUGCAAAAACACUUUGGAAAUGUUUGCCAGCAGACGACGAGCCACAAGUUUUGCUGUUGGAAUGAAAUGUUUUACAUAUUCCUUUACCCUUGUAGUGAAAUACCAAGGACAACUGUGCUUGGACUGUUUUAAGCAUAGAGAAGGCAUUACACUGAAUGUAUCUGGAGGCAUUCCGAUAGACUACGUAUCUACGAUCUGGUAACUCUGCAAAUCUGACUAAAGGCAGCUUUCCACAGCUUUGUACAUUUCACAAAACCCCCUUUCCCCUCCACAUCUCAAUUACCGUUUCCAAGAAUGCAUAAGGUUAGGUGACUAUUUCAGAAGGAAGAUACAACAUGCGAAAAGGAUAUCGGGAACCUGCUUUGCAGCACGGGAUAGUCCGCUAGAGUUGCCUCUUUGAAAGAAACAGGAGGGCAAUAUACAGUUUCAGUAACUAGUUUAUGUAGUAGAACAAUCUUCACCUGACACAGGUUGUGACCAACAUCAACUCACACUUCGAAAUCUGCGAGGAAGCAGGUGUGGAGAAGCAACAGCUGCUAUUAUCGUUAUUUAAGAAGUCUCCAAGUUUCAUGGCCAAAUGAAAUAGCUUAAAGUUGCAUGAACACAGGUAGUCACACCACAGGAAGUUUUUUUUAACCUUCUACAGACUGGGCCUCAUUCAUUUCUGGAAUUCCUAAAGGUAUGUAACGACUUUGAGGAAAAGCUGGGUUUGAUUUACCUGCUCUUCAGUCAUUGCCAUUUUCUGCUAUGACGUCACAGAGUCAUUUAGUGUUUUCCCAAUGUAUACACUGUAACUAAAACUGACGUCAAGAUAAAGCAGUUGCACAAUUCAAGGCAAAAUACAGACUUGUAGCUAAAGAAUAAAUGCAUCCCCAUAUCCCUUGGAUAUCUAUGGGUCACACUUCAAAACUGUGACUGAUUCAAGAUCAGCACUCCACGGGUGAAAUAUUUGCCUAAGAAAAACAACCUUUUAAUUAUUCUUCUUAUUGCUGGCCUCAAAAUUGGCAUGAAGCCUGCACCCGAGUCUUGUCAGGACCUGGAAUCCACAUUUCUUAAAAUCUCAUCAGGCUGUCUUGAAAUAAAAAGAGAAAAGCCCCCUAAAACAACGAGAACUGCUCAUUAAGCCCAAGAUUUCAAGCCACUGGACCAGUAUUUUCCAAACCAUGGACAUGAAAGCUCCCCCAGUGCAAAUCACAGCUCAUUUCUUAACUUUCAACAGAGUGUUUAAAAAAUAGUAGAGAUGCCUCUUGUUGAGUGCUAUCAAAGAACCAAACGGCCUGCAUUAGAAAAUUACAAUUCCCACACCAUCAGCUCCAGAUGGUGGCUUAAUAUGGCUGCCUUUCUGCAGUUUGUAUCAAGGUCACAAUGGGUCCUGUUGCAAGCUGAUGCGUUCCGCAGCACUGCCGAUAAGCCUCUAACUCAUUGGAACAGUUUGGGGGACUUUUUUCUCUGCAGUGAAGAAGGUUUUUUUUUAUCUUUUAAUGACUGAUAAUUAACCUUGGCCACAGGGAAAAUGGCACACCGUGACAUGAAAAAUUGGCGACAUUAAUAUUCUCUGCUAGCAGCUAACAGAAGUAAGAACUGGGGGGGGAGGUGGGGAGUUGAACUACUGCAGCAAAGUUUUUCUGCUUUGCCACUCACAACAACAUUAAUAAACCAGAACUGAAUUUUCUAGCCGGAUCUCGCCGACGCCGAUCACAAAAAGAAGGAGACUGAAUGAACCUCUUUUGAUUAAUGCCCAACUCCCUUCUGGUGUCAGUUAUAACAAUUUGAAAGAGCUGUGCUGCUACUUUACCGGCCUAAUUUCUAGCCCUGAACAAAGAUCUGUUUACGAUGUGGGCUGCCGUAGUGCGUUACCUCAAAGCUCCUGUAGGAGGUGCUCAAGAGGGAGUGGGUCUGUAGCUGGAGAGGAGGGGGUUAUGGGGGUAGGGCGAGGAGCAGCACAAGGAGGGUAAAGGGAAAGGUCUGGGCGAAGGGUUUGGAGUGGGGUCACAGGGCUCUGACUGGACAAUCGGAAAUGAACGUAGGGAGUUCAAAAGAUGUGUCGACCGGACCAGCUCUUACCACAGCCCAACACAGCCUUAAGCUAUCAGGAACAAUCUGUGUGGAGCUUCCCCUUCUAAGAUACCCUUCACACUUUUGUUCUCCUGCUGUAGUUUAAAAUCCUCACUGCCACCAGUCCUAAACAGUAUUAGUCAUGAUAAAAAAAAUAAAAAGCUUCACUGACUGUUUUUCCCAGCGAUAGACCUCUAGUAAAACCAAAAGGAGAAGAUUUAUGAGGAGACUGCUUCACAGCUCACACCUCAAUAAGAAUUAGUACUUUAUGCACGUAAUUAAAGUCCUUCCGGACUGUUACUGCUCCAUCAUUUUUCAUGGUGCUGUGUCUAAUACUUGGAAAGGGACCAGCUCUCUAUAGACUCACAAACUGCAUAAAAAAAAACAAAAUAAGUGGCUUUAUAAUUCUCUGUUUCAAUACUUUUUGCUUAAACAAAAAGAUUAAGAUUAUCAAGAUAUGGUAUUUUUCUUUAAUUGGUAGCUUUAGUAGAACUAACAAGUUAUUAUCAGACAGGAUUGUGUACAGUAUAAAUUAGUACCUCUUAUUCAGCAUUGUUUUCUUUGCAUAUCAAUACAUAUUUAUUUUUUGAACGUGAACUGUUGCUUCAAACCCGAUCUACAAUCCUCCUUGACCUAUACUAAAACCAACUAGCAUUGCUCUUUUGUCUGUUCAUUAAACCUCCUGUGAAAAUGAACUGCCUGAACAGAAUGGGAACACUUAAGGAUGACUUCAAGCCUCUGUAAAACAGACCACACACUUCGAUCUUCGACCUCCUUAACAAUUUCAACAGGCUGCAAUCUGUGAAAUAAUGCAAUGUCAAGAAGUCACCAACAAGCUUUUUUAUUUGGAUUAUUUUAAUAACUUUUACAAAUUUUCACUGACCCAUUAGUUCCAUUAUACAUUAAUAAAGUCUUAUUGCUCCUGAACACUUUAAAUAAUGCAUCCUUUUUCAUAUAAUCUGAAUGUCAUUAAAAUUCCCUUUUAGUUUUUGAGAGAUAAAUAUUAAAGCAAAUUAAGGCAUAAGGAACAGUAUUAGUAAUACAUUUCAAUGUGUUCAUAUAUGUGGAGAUUAUAUUCAAUAUUUUAUGACCGAUGGUACAGUCCAAAAUCACAAGAAAACAUGCAUUGUACAAUUGUAUCUGGUAAAACUUUAGAUUAGGAAUUACAAAUUGUCACUUCAUUCUUCGCAGCAUGCAAUAAGACAGAAGAUAAUUAUAUUUAACUUGAGGUAAGUGACAUUUUCAACUGACUGAUUACAUUAUUAGCAGGCAAUACAGAAGAUUCUCAUGCAUGAACAUGUUGUAAACGUCUUUAUAACAUUUAAACGUAUCACUGCCAGCCCUUUAAACUAAAGAGUAACACAAAUCUAGGACGCAUUUAAGUCUUAAUGAACUUGAUCACUUUAAAGUAUAAGACAAAGAAAAAGGUUUGCAAUAAAGAGGUCACUUUUUUUUCCCGCUUUCUAUCAGAACUGGAAUGGCGGUUCAGUUUUAGACAGGUCAAAGUGUUUCACCUUCUAUAUUAAAACAGUCAUGAAACCCUGAAGCUCUGAAGAUCAGCUUUCACCUCUGACAUCCGUGAGAACAGUUUGAGUCCAACUUGGAAGACAGGUUUUUCAGCAGUAAAAACAAGUGAGGCUGAGUUCAAAGUCAAAUUCAAACGUUAACUCUGUUCCAUAGUUGAAGAUUUGCAAAGAAGCAUGAAUAAAGUGCAGGAAUGCUUUGUGUAAACUAUCAUGUUUAUAUUCAUGUAUGUAAUGUAUAAUACCAACUGCUUUACUAAGAGGGCUAGCAUGCUUGUACUAAUAUGCACAAAUGAGAUUACACACUUUCUAUUAAACUGUACAUAGAUCUAAUGAUGUAUUAAAUGUAAAUCUAAUAAAGGUACUGAAUAUUUUCAAAUCAAAUAGUUUCCUGUCAACUUGGAUCUGCUACACAUUUUCUGAUCUCGAAAAAAAGUUUUACAACUAUUGGCGAUUGCUCAUGUGCUUUCCUGCUUAUAUGAAUGACAGAUGCAAACAGCACUCUUUUGUCUUGAGUCUUAAUCCUUAGGAGGAUGCCAAAUUCUUUGGGGGAGCUGAACAGUGAAGAGGGCUGCAGGCCAUCAUUAAGAAGGACUUCCUUCAGUGCUGCACACAGGCUGUCUUCCAGCCUUGGGUCCUGUAAUAGCAUGCUAUCACACCAUCUCACACAGCUCUAGUUUUGGAAACCACUAACCCCACUGUUACUGUUUCAUAUUGCCAAAGAGGAAAAAACGUACUGAUUUUUAACUGAGAUCUAUUACAUCCAAAAUUCGAAUAAGUUAUGCAUCUAAUUUAAAGCCCAAAGCCAAGCUCUGUUGCCAGUAAUUGGACACAUCACACAACAGCACGGCUUUUAACAGGUAUGAUCGAAUAAACAGACUCUCUGUGGAACAGCUUCUGAAAUAAAAUCGUUGCUGUGCUGAAAAAAAGUGAUCUCAUCUUGUCCUUGCCCUGAGAGCGUGGCUAAACAGUCUCGCGGUUCCACCUUGUGGUACAAAUGCCUCCCCUGCAGAGGGGCUCAAACUUGAUGAACCUGUGCGCCCUAUAUGAACACAAUAACUGUCUGUACAAAUUACUUUUACACUUCAAAAAGUCAAUGGAGGUAAAAAUGAAGGGAAAAUCUUGAGAAACAUGAUGCUACAGAGCAAAACCCCGAGUCCAUCCUAUUUUUUAAGAAGCAUUGAAUAUCCACACUAUUGCAAAACACCUGCAAAACAUGGAGCUACCAAGACAUGCUCAGCACCUCUGCAGGUACCCCACGUCUUGUGAAAGACAGAUAUUUGUCCCUUACCUUGGCUAAAGGAACUGAGUACCAAAGCCAUUGUUUCAGGUAUUGGCAAAACGUGACUUCCUCUCCUCUCCUUCAGUAAUUCAAAAUAUAAAGGACUCGACAGCAGUGUGAAAGGGAAUAUAUUCCUUUUCCAUUUCUAACCUGAUGGAUCUCUGCUUUUAUCUGCUUUAAGUUUUGUUUCGAAAGCUGUUAAGCUUUGCUGUGAAAGUGAUACCCAAUCAAUACACAGUUUUUGGUUUAGUGUUUAGUACAAAUGCAGUGUCUGGGGAGCUAAUCUGGCCUAAGGACUGCCACAGCAAGAUUUCUGUAAAAGGAAUCAGACUGAAGCCAAUCCAAAGACAAGCUACAGUAACUAACUGGAUCUGGUCUAUCAGCCACAAUUCGGAGAGUCUGUUAGAGUAUUCCACCUCACACCUGAACCCAUUUACAAGCACACCACGCGCCAGCUUUAAGCCAAGUCCUGAUGUUUUACCCUCCUAUAUGCACUUUUCAAGAGAACACUGUCCAACCAAACCCAGUGUUGUGUUUUUGCCGAUGUUUUUCUUAACUGACCACACAGAUGAGCCCUUCAAGAUGAGGCUGGGGUUUCCAAAGCACAGUAUCCGUAAGAAAACACAAAAUAUUAACAC
Messenger RNA from Lepisosteus oculatus (spotted gar), 8511 nucleotides. RefSeq names its product fibronectin type III domain containing 5a (gene fndc5a). NCBI's taxonomy places the organism in Eukaryota, Metazoa, Chordata, Actinopteri, Semionotiformes, Lepisosteidae. Gene Ontology annotation, cellular component: plasma membrane; extracellular region. Gene Ontology annotation, molecular function: protein binding. The record is from RefSeq and is a predicted model, not a curated record.